Molecule: messenger RNA, 2802 nt
Organism: Xenopus tropicalis (tropical clawed frog)
Lineage: Eukaryota; Metazoa; Chordata; Amphibia; Anura; Pipidae
Gene: napsa
Product: napsin A aspartic peptidase
Biological process (GO): proteolysis
Molecular function (GO): endopeptidase activity; aspartic-type endopeptidase activity
Source: RefSeq, marked provisional
GCAGCUCUCUGUACUUGUACUUACUAAACUAAGAACUGCUUUGCACCCAGCAUGAAGCCUAACAUCUUUAUACUUUUACUCCUGGUUUGGACCACAGAUGCACUCAUACGAAUACCCCUGAAGAAAUUUCCUUCCAUCAGGCGCACCUUAAGUGACAGCAUGACCAAGGAAGAAUUUAAUGGUGCCACAAAGGAAUUUCUAAAGCAACAGACGAUCCCUGAGAAACUUACUAACUACUUAGAUGCACAGUACUAUGGUGAGAUCUUCAUUGGGACUCCACCGCAGAAGUUUGCUGUCAUAUUUGACACAGGUUCUUCUAAUCUCUGGGUUCCGUCCAUUAAGUGCUCCUUCUUCGAUUUUGCAUGCUGGCUUCAUAAGAAAUAUAGGUCCAAGGACUCAUCCACCUAUCAACAGAACAACACUGAGUUUGCAAUUCAAUAUGGGACCGGCAGCCUGAGCGGAUUCCUGAGCCAAGAUACAGUCACUGUCGGCAGUAUAGACGUCGCUAACCAGACAUUUGCCGAAGCAGUCAAACAGCCUGGGAUUGUGUUUGUCUUCGCUCACUUUGAUGGUAUCCUUGGAAUGGGUUACCCCAACAUCUCUGUCGAUGGCGUAGUGCCAGUCUUCGAUAACAUGAUGGAACAGAAGCUGCUGGAAGAGAACGUGUUCUCAUUUUACUUGAGCAGAGACCCCAUGGCGAUGGUUGGAGGGGAGCUCGUUCUAGGAGGCACAGACCCAAAUUAUUACACUGGAGACUUCCAUUACCUGAAUGUCACUCGGAUGGCGUAUUGGCAAAUCAAGGCAGAUGAGGUCAGAGUGGCCAAUCAACUUGUCCUGUGCAAAGGGGGUUGCCAGGCCAUAGUGGACACUGGAACCUCCCUCAUAACUGGGCCAAGAGAGGAAAUUCGUGCCCUGCACAAAGCUAUUGGAGCAUUUCCACUCUUCUCUGGAGAGUACUUUGUUAACUGCAAGAGGAUCCAGUCCCUACCUACAGUAUCAUUUAUUCUUGGAGGUGUGGCGUACAACCUUACAGGGGAACAGUAUGUACUGAAGAUAUCAAAGUUCGGGCACACCUUGUGUCUCAGCGGGUUCAUGGGGCUGGACAUACGCCCACCUGCUGGCCCCUUGUGGAUCCUGGGCGAUGUCUUCAUUGGGCAGUAUUACACUGUGUUUGACCGAGACAAUGACCGCGUGGGCUUUGCAACUGCUAAACAAGUGAAAGGGAAUAAACUGGACCUCACCUAUAAGGACCACUCAUAGGCAUUGAGACAAUCACCCAAUCACCUCUUAAGCUUUAUAAUCAAGAUCAGUUUGUGUAUCAUUAAGGGAACAAUUCACACUUCUGUUAUAAACAUCUGAAAGGCCCACUUUCACAGAAGAAGCAAAUUUUAGAUGCAUGAGUAGCAGGUGUGUGGUAGAGCAGGGAUGUUAGACCUGUUGCCCUCAAUAUAUUUACCGUAACCCCCUAAAAUAUCACCUGGGACUUCACGUAUAUCACUUCUGUUCUACAACCAUAUAUUGUCUAUUGUACAUGCUAUGCAACUCAUAAUUUCUGAUUGUCUGAGACCUCUAUAGGCACUGGUCAGACAAAGCAUACUAAAUGUUUCUCUAAUAUGCAGCAAAGGAGGCAAGACUUUCAGUGAGGCAUGGUAUGUGUUGGCCUUACAUUUAAGGCUUUAUUGAUGAAACAAAGGCAACUUUCAAAGUGCAAAAUGGCCCUUUAUUGCACUUUGCAUGUUACCCCACAAGUUACUCUGAGGCACAGGUCCAUUCUAGGAAUGCAAAAUGUUGUCUCCAUUUGGAACGCCUCCUACUUUGUGUGUCAUUCAACCAUGCAAGGGAGCACCAGGGGCCACAAAAGCAGGACUUAAUGCAUUUAAUUACUGCCCAUUCAUAAUGCAGCACACUCUUUAGGAAGCAUAAGCAAGAGAAAAGGAUGUGGAUGAGGGACAAAGGGUUGAAUGGAAGGGGGGGGGGGGGGUGAGAUGGCUUGGCAAGCAGAGAAUGAUGAAAGGUAAGAGACCAAAGACAAGAGACAGGUUGAACGUAAGUAUAAGGAUUAGAAAGGGAAAAUAAUUUGUUGCCAGGCAUCAUAGGCUGUGGCACUGUAGCCAUUGUGGCCACUAGCCCAAGGCCUAACUAGGUACAUUCAGCUAAAAGGAAAUGGCCUUUUACUGUAUUUAGACCUACAAAUUUACACCAUUCAACAAUAGGCAGAAGAGCCAGGGGCCAAUGCUUGCUGUACGCUGGGAGGCAUACAACUGGCUAUUAUAUACAUAUUCCCAACUAUACUAGCAGUCUCCAUAUUCUCCUUCUUCCUCAGUCCUGAGUUUAUUUCCCAUAUAAAGCCUGGCUACCCCCCCAAUCAUAUAUACAGGCCGUAUUACCUCCUGCUUAUGUAAAUCUAGAAUGGAACCUACAGUAUUUUUCUCUUUUUGCGUUCUUAUUUUGAAUCUCCCUUGUGGCUGCAACUUACCACCUUGGCUGGUUUAUAGAAACUCCUCUAAAAGCGGAUAUGUUAACUAGAGGAGACCUUUUAGCGGGGUAUCCUACACAUGUGAGCUAGCUCAGGAAAGCAAGGGGGUCCCUGCUCCACUGCCUAGUAACCCUCCACUGCCUACCCCAAAAGGAAAGACAUCAGUUGUGCUGAGGCUCUCCACAGUUGGCCAAGUUUCUCCUGCCUGUGGCUAGUGAUACAUGGGAAUAUGUUACUGCUGCAUAGGUUCACAUAUAUCUGCACUGAAAUUCUCUGCCGUGUCCUCUAUUUCUCACUAUGGUUAAUAAACAGAGUGUAUAUGCUCA